GUCAUCGUUCUGAGGUUCGGAAAAAAAACAAGAAUCAAGGCCAUUUGGCACUUGUAAAUUAUUACUGAAAAAUAUCGCCCAAUAUACUUUCUAGCUUAGAAAGCGUGUCAUAAUUUGUGAUACUAGUAAAGUGCUUGAGUGCUUAAUAGUUUAGAUAGUUUGCUAUGUGUGCUUGAGAGCUGUUUUGCGCUUUUUUCUUUCAAUUUAUUUUUCCUGCAGAGAGAGAGAGAGAGAGAAAGCGAGAGUUUAUUUCUUCAAUACCAACUUCCGUCAUGACUACGGAGCCUCACGGAACCGUCAUGACAGUAACUAUGCAUAGAGUAGAAGAAGCUGCUACUAAUCAGGUGCCUGGUGAUAAGCUAACAUCUGUACAAACUUGUACAAAUACCGUGACUGAGUCAUCAAAUACUUUAGAACACGAAGAAGGGGAAAUCGACGAUGAAGAAGAGGACAGAAAUGGCCUUGAAUAUGAGGACAUUAGCUCGGAUGAAGAGUUCACUAUCCGGGAACGUAUUGCACAACUGGAGGCAAUGGACAGUGAGCUGGGACGGCUCACUGUGAAGCAUAAUGCUAGCUUCAAGUCCUCGACGGCAGUGGACGAUGAGGCAAAGGAAAAUUAUGAAUGUGUUUCGGAUGACGAAGACAUCGAAAUGUACCUGAACCGAUUUGAGCCUGUGCCUAAACCCAAACUGCUACCGCCGCGGCGGAGGACGACAUCAAAAAUGCUUCGACCUUCACGCCGUAGAACUGGAACACGACGAAAUGUAGGGUCUUCCAGUAGCGCUAGGAGACAUACCGAAAAGUCAGCUAGACACAAAGAGCAGCAAGAUAGAAGCCGCCACAGUCAUAGUGGCCUUCGUAAGGUAUCCUCGAUGAGCUCCGUCAUUCAUCGGCGGCACAAGAGGCGAAAAACGCACGCUAGCAAUAGUGUUCCAGUGGUUAAUAUUGGUAUUUCAAGCUCGGAUACAUCCGAGACAGAAUUUCCAUUAGAUCGUGCUAGACUGCAGGCGGCUUGCAACAUCAGUAGUAAUCGAAAACGGAAGACUGAUAAAGAAAAUUGGGAUGCACUUAAACGAAAACUUAAGGGGCAAAUUCAGAAGCGUAGAAAAGAACAAGCAGUGAAACAUAUCGUAAACGAACCAGUGGUGUUGGAUGUUGAUGAAUAUGGCGAGGCAGAAGAGGAGGAGGAUGAGGAAGUUUUACAACUCAGAUUACAGGCCCUCAAAACUAAAGCGGAACUCAAGGAACCUGAUGUUAUAAGUUUACUAGAGGAUCCAAUUUCGCCAAAUAAAAUUGCUGAAGAGCAGGAACUGCGAUUGCUCGCAUUGCGCUCGACUUUCACUAAAAAGCAUCAAAUGAGACUGAAAAAAAGACAAGAAGAAAGGCCGUACUCUCCAAGUGACGAUAUUCCAUUAUUACUUUCUCCUACGAGUGAUUUUCCUACCCCACCGGAGCCGGAAAUAACUAAUAUCGAUGAUGAUAUUCAAAUAAUUGAAAUAAGGCCAGAAACUGUAGAGAUAUCAGACAGUUCUUCAUCUGAUGACGAUAGCAAUCGGAUGGAAAUUAGUCCAACAGAGAGUCUUCAAUGUCCAGAAUCUUUAGAAGAACAGUCGAGGGAUCCUGUUCCUGAAAAUGUGGAAUACUCGAAAAGCGAAGAGUUAGAUGCUCCUGUUCCGACUGUUGAUGAAGAUCAGCCGGCGAUGAUUGAAGACACUUCUAUACCGGAGCCACCACCGCCACCGAUUAUUGGAAAUUUACAUAAAACAACUGCAGAUGAAGAAGACGAAGAACUCCUUCGCAAUCAAUUGUUAUCCAAUCUGAAGCCCACCGCGGUUAUCUCGGAGAGUCGACCCAUGACACCCGACUCUAUGGCUGAAGAAGAGGCAGAGGCCCUUAGAGCAUUGAUACUUUCGAAAAUGAACAAGAAAGCUUCUGUUCGUAAUAGGGAACAAACCCAAACACCUCCCCAGGCUUCGGAUAUGUCUAAUCAAUUUCAUUCGGGUACUUGCCAAAGUUCACCAGCUCUGAUAGUUCCUUCGCCGGUAGACAUGGCCAGCACAACCGCAAAUCCUAUCGUUACAGCAUCCAAUACAAAUCCGCCACGCCUUUCGACAAAUCCCAACCUAAUUACACUGAUAGACAAACGAAAGAUCGCUCGUAAGAAGCGCAAAAAAUCAGAGACCGCGCUGCAAAAUCGUGCCGCCAAAAAGGCAGCUUUAGCUUUAAAUGCGCCGCUAAUAGCGAUAGCCGCUCCACCACCAGCACGGACACUAAUCAAAGCACCUGUAGUACAACAGCCUCCACUUCCUCCUCUCUCGGUUGCACUUCCUGCCACUGCCACCACCAAACUGGUGAACAAUCCAAACAAAUUAAUCAAUAUAAAUACUCCACUGGUAAUAUCCACUCUUUCGCCAAGAGAACGCUCUGCACCCGUCGAAACAUUUUUCCAAAAGCCCGUCCGCAAAUUGAUUAUUCAGGUAGGUAAUUCCGAUUCGGACUCUGAUCCGGACUAUUAUCCGCCAGCGGAUGAUUCCAUACAGGAGGAACCGCAGGAGGUAAAUCGUUUGCGUGAAUCGUUUCUGCGUGAUCUCGACAACGCUAGUCCUUCACGGGUAAUGUUAGAAAGCCCAACAUAUUCCCCGGUAGCACCGACCGUCUCUAGCGGAGGCGUCGAAGAUGAGGGACUUGAAAAUGAGCCGUUGACGUCGGAAACGACACCGGCUCAAAAGAAUCCCGAAGCAGACAGCAAUCAAGUGCCUUUUGAACAGCGGUUGGAUCAUUUCCUGAGAUCCGUUCGGAGUAAAAUCGAUCAAAGUCAGGCCACCUUGAAUGGGGCAGCUACGGAUCGACCGGCACAGCGCAGCACGAGUGCCAACGUCACUCCGUCGACGGUUGGUAGUGGUCCACAUGGUUUGGGCGCGGCCAGUAAGCCAGUCAAGCAAGCGGUUUCCGCACCGGUUCCCGUUACACCCUUGGCUGUUCGUCAUCUGCCAAAGUCGGCACAGUUGGAGUACAAACGGCUAGUAGCUCGAAUGGCACAAUUGGAAAAACAAAAGCAGAUAAGAAUAAAUGCCUUCAAUCAGAGGGAUGCACACAGAACGGCGACUCUGACGAAAACUAUUAUCAAUUCUGGUGCGAUGGACGCAGGUGGCGCAGAAAAAAAUCAUGAGCUGGUUGUAACCAUCAACCGCGAUGGACGAGAUGUGCAAGACAAAACUAAUCAAGUGCCGGUCCCAGCCAAAAACCAGCCGCUCACCAAACGAGACUCUGAUACACUGUUCAAGCGGGUUCUGAUUAAUAAUACGGUCAUUGCGGAGAGUAGUAGAAGUAACACCCAGCCUACCGUCGAAAACCAAAACACCUCAACCGAAGAAACCAAAGAACAAUCUAGUGUGGCUAGUACAAGCCCGCCAAUAGAUGAGAGUAAUGACAGUAUACCUACUAAAAACGUGCCUACGAGUCCCAAGCGUAAGGUUGGAUCAGUACAAACUGACCAUGAGAUAAGCAGUCUUCGAGAAGAAUUGCAUCGAUUAUCGACAGCCAAUGGCAACAAGCAAAAGGUGCUUGCGAUCGCCGAAUAUCGUUUUGCGAAGCAUAGUCAAAGAUUUCACAAAGAACUACGGGAUCUUAUUGCGACGGUGGAAAAUGCCCAGCAUGAAAGGCAAAAGCAAUAUGAUCUGGAGAAUAAGGUGGCUUUCCUUAAAGAAAAGCUGACGGUUCUCGAACGCGCCCUAGCGCUACACAAAGGCCGUAUUGAGCUGAUAUUUCCGGCACUACAGCAGUCGCACACUAACGUGAUGAAUAGCAGAAAAAAGUCAAUCGAGUUGAAUAACCUGUGUCUAGAGAUAGGACGAGCUGUUAAAGGGCCAGACUAUAAUGCUCCAUCCGUCGUGAACAAUGAAAUCCACGAUCAGCUGAAAGUUCUCACAUUAGAAACGAAGAAACUGAAAAACAUGAAAAAACUGUCACUGGAUGAAUUCAAGCAAAUGACGGCUGAACAACGCCAGACGCAGGCUAUGCAACGCCGUCAGCUGACGGAGGCAGACCGUUCGCAUGAGUCUGCAGCAGAAGUGAAGGAUCAACCCGCAGAAGCAAAUGCAACUUCCAAAGAAGUAAAGGUAGUCGUAACAAAAGAUCAAGAAGAUUCUCGCUCUGUAGCGAAUAAGGAAAAGCCGAAACAAAACAACAAUGAAACCUCUGGCCCGGGAAGUAUGCAUUCGACAUCAGAGCGGCCGACUCAAGAAGCUCAAACGACUGUGGCCUGCGAAUCCCAGACCCGAUUCGGAAAGUAUACAUCACCUCUGGCGUCCUUCAAAGAUCAAAGUGCACUAAACAUUCCGGACGGUGUUAUCUGUCCCUAUCAGAUGCGUGGCGAAUGUGUUGAUCAGGACUGUAAAUUUGAACAUUUUCAGUAGUGAAAAGUGCAUUGUACCCUUGCUCCUCAGUUCCCACUAACAUUUCCCAACCCUUUCCACAGUGAGAUAGUUGCCAUCUUUUUAGUUCGAUUGUCUCAUCCCCGUUGCACGUGAUCGCACUUACGCUUAGUGAAUACUGUUUUGCGUUUCCCGUAUGAUCUUGAGUUUUUCACACUACUUGUGUUUUACCUUUUUUGCCAAAACACCUCACCAUCUUGCUAACGCAUCAACGGAAGGAACGUAAAAGAAAAAAAAACUCGUUAGUGGCUCGUGUGGAUUUAUCGUGAAUUGUAGGUACACAAGUUAACUGGAUAGCAGCGUGGCUGAUAUGUGAUAGAAUUGUAAAUCUAUGCGUGCUCAGUGCAACUUUUAGUGCAGUGAAUGUCUGUGUAUGCAGCAGAGACAACCGCAUCCAACGAACAGGAAAACGUAUUAUCUAUAGAAACUCGCGCGAAACACAAAUCGUACAAACAAUAUCUAUUAGCAACAUAGAGCAAACAAUCGCGUUGCUUUAUCAUGAAGAAGAUUUCAGUGAUUAGAUAUGCCAUAUUUCGUUUAGUUUCGUUUUUCUGCUUGUUUUCUUUUUUUUUCUUUCAAUUACGUCGGUUAUACAUCAGUUUGCAGUUGAUGCAAACUGACCACAUUAGGAUAGUUUAUAAUUUUGCGUUCUUGAGACAUACUUCGGUGGAAAUAAUGGUUUUACUACUGCUGCAGUGAUAGCAGAAUAACUCGUUAAGUUCAUAGCCGGUGAAAAACAAAAUAUCGAAUCGUUUUCGAUCCGAUGGGCGGUUACUUUUAAUUGAAUGUUAUCAAUGAAAAAAAUGUAUUAGAAAAAAAAAUGAGUUGAAUAAAAUCAGUUUAAG
This is a messenger RNA of Wyeomyia smithii (pitcher-plant mosquito), 5278 nucleotides long. RefSeq lists its product as uncharacterized. The record is from RefSeq and is a predicted model, not a curated record. The transcript has 6 exons. The coding region runs from base 273 to 4415 and encodes 1380 amino acids. NCBI's taxonomy places the organism in Eukaryota, Metazoa, Arthropoda, Insecta, Diptera, Culicidae.